Molecule: messenger RNA, 1737 nt
Organism: Linepithema humile (Argentine ant)
Lineage: Eukaryota; Metazoa; Arthropoda; Insecta; Hymenoptera; Formicidae
Source: RefSeq, a predicted model, not a curated record
UUCGCCGUCGUACCAAUAUUUACAUUCAAAGUCAGAUUAUGCUUCUUGCGUCCUCUCUUAUACUUUUCGACAGAAAGGUUCUUGUAUCGUAUUCAGUUAUACGCGUCCAGUCACUUGAAACGGACACAAUGUCAUUAGAUAUUGCGACUAAAAAGCAUUUGUGGAAAUAUUAUGUACAACUGCCAAAUUUUGAAGCACAGUGCAAGUUUUGCGAAAAUAAAUAUAAUUAUGGAAGAUAUAAUAACUUCAAACUACAUAUAGCAAGAUGCCAUAAAAAAAUUUGGAAAUACGAAGAAGAGAGAAAGCUAAUAAAAUGGCCAUGGAUGUAUUUCAAGUAUUCAAUCGAAUUAUAUUCACAAUGUGUUAUCUGUGAUGCAAAUAUUCUGUCUACAUCUGAAUCUAUAGAAAAUCACUUGAAUUCACAUUCUGAAGAACAACGGGAGAAUCAUAUACUUCGAAACUGGCCACGGAAAUAUUGGACACAAAGAAGUGAUUUUAUGGUGGAGUGUAAUAUUUGUCACAAGAACGUACCUAUUUGUAUUUAUAAAUAUCUAAAUUCUCAUACAAAAAUGAUGCAUUCGAACAAAAUAAAAAAUACGCAAGAAACACAUGACACAGUUGAUUCAUCGAAAUGUGUUUCAUUAUUUGAAACGGACACAAUGCCUACAUUAAAUAUUACAAGUAAAGAACAUGUAUGGAAAUAUUAUAUCAAAUUGUCGGAUUUUAAAGCACAGUGCAGGUUUUGCACAAAUAAAUACUCCUAUGUAUAUAAUUCACACUUCCGCGUACAUGUUGUGAGACAUCAUAGAACAAUUUGGAAAUAUGAAAAAGAGAGAAAAUCAAGACCAUGGAUGUAUUUCAAGUAUUCAAACGAAUUAUAUUCACAGUGUGUUAUCUGUGAUGCAAAUGUUCUGUCUACAUCUAAAUCUGUAGAAAAUCACUUGAGUGUGCAUUCUGAACAACAACAGAAGAAAUAUAUACAAUAUCGAAAUUGGUCAUGGAAAUAUUUCACAAAAAGAAGUGAUUUUAUUGUGGAAUGUAAUCUUUGUCAUAAUAAUGUAAGUCUUAGUUUUAAUUUUAAUCUGGAUUCUCAUAUAAGAAGCACACAUUUGAAACAAUUGAAAAAUACGCAAGAAACACACGAGGCAGUUGGUUCGUCAGAACGCGUUUCACCACUUGAAACGGGCACAAUGUUUAUGUCACCAAAAGAUUUGUAAUCUCGAAGAAGAAAAAUACCGAUGUUUAUGCGGAUCAUCAAGAAUAUAUUUUGAAUAUCUCAAAUCAUUGGCGUGAAAUGCAUUAUUUGCGAUGAGAACGUUUUAUUUGUAUCUAAAAGUUUAGAAGAUCACUGACGCUCGCAUUCUAAGGAGCAAUUAAAAAAACAUACAUCUCUCAGAGCUGACUAUAUGAGAAUACGUAUCAAAAGUAAUGAUUUUAGAGUGUAAUAUUUGUUACAAGAACAUCUGUUGCUAUUAGAACUCAUUUAAAUAACCAUAAUAAAGAUGAAUAUCAUUUGACAAGCCAACUAAGCUGAAUAAAAAAAUAGCCAAGUUGACAAUGGGAACGAUGAUAACGGCUUUCAGCAGUAACAUCACAACCAGCAACAAUGACAGUCUUGAUUUUGGUUUUAAUUUACCAAAAAAUAGAUACAACAAAAAGACACAAGAAAAGUGUGGUAUAUGUACAGUUUUAACGUAUAAUUAUUUGUUUUAUAAUUAUAAAGUUAUGAAUAUGAUU